AUGGAUAGAAAGCAAGAACAAGACAAGGGGAAUUCUAACAUGUCUGGCAUUGAUGUUACUCUAAUAACUCCCAAAGUCCCAAAAGCAGUUUCACCUGUUUCUUCAGCAGCAGAGGGGGACACCUUAAGGCGGCCACGUGGCCGGCCAGCAGGCUCGAAAAACAAACCUAAGCCACCAAUAAUUGUCACCAGAGAUAGCGCUAACGCACUGAAGGCUCAUGCCAUGGAAGUGAGUUCAGGCUGUGAUGUAAAUGAAAGUUUGUUGAACUUUGCAAGGAGAAAGCAACGUGGCCUUUACAUACUCAAUGGGACAGGCUGCGUAACAAAUGUAACACUGCGCCAGCCAGGUUCAUCUGGUGCCAUUGUAACCCUUCAUGGUAGGUUUGAGAUUCUGUCACUGCUGGGGUCAAUCCUUCCCCCACCAGCCCCUCCAGGGAUCACAGGCCUCACAAUUUACUUGGCAGGUGCUCAAGGGCAAGUUGUGGGCGGUGCUGUGGUUGGUGCUUUGAUUGCUUCCGGCCCUCUAGUAAUCAUGGCUGCAUCCUUCAUGCAUGCCACUUUCGAUCGUCUGCCUUUAGAAGAUGAUGAACUUGUUGCUGCAAUGCAGAAUCAGCAUUACCAAAAUGGACGCACCCACCAUCUUGAUAUCUCUGACUUGUACGCAAUGCCGCAGAACCUCCUCAUGAAUGGUACAAUGCCCCCGGAGAUAUACUCUUGGGCACCAGGGCGGAACUUAUCAAAAACCUGA
Molecule: messenger RNA, 747 nt
Organism: Sphenostylis stenocarpa
Lineage: Eukaryota; Viridiplantae; Streptophyta; Magnoliopsida; Fabales; Fabaceae
Source: the annotation of a GenBank genome assembly